GUGUGUGUGUGUGUGUGUGUGUGUGUGUGUGUGUGUGUGUGACAGAGGGAGAACACAUGAGAACACACUUGAACUAAUAAAACCAUUUGAAGUAGCAGUGACCCUUCAGAAGAUGCGACUGAAGCUGUGACAUCAGGUCCACAUCUACAGCCACACCAUGUCUCUUAACGCCUCUCUGACCGUCCCCAUCCUCAAACCUUCCAAGGACGACCAGGCGUCUUCGGUGGACAUCGACGCCGUCAUGGACAACGUCAGCAUCGUCCUCUACACGCUGACCGUCGUUCUCGGCAUCGCAGGGAACUCGGUGGUGAUCUGGGUGGCUGGAAUCAAGCUCAGGCCAAAGGUCACCAAUGUGUGGCUGGUGAACCUGGCGAUCGCUGACCUGAUCUUCUGCUUCACGCGGGUUUUCUCCCUCAUCAAGAAGCUCUUCUUCGACCACUGGCCCUUCGGCAUCUUCCUCUGCAAGUUCAACGGCUUCUUCAAGUACGCCAACAUGUUCUGCUCGGUCUUCCUGCUGGCCGUCAUCAGUCUGGACCGAGUGCUCUGCGUCUGGCUGCCCGUCUUCUCGAAGCGCCGCCGUACCCUGUUGGCUGCCAGGGUGGUGGCCGUCUUCGUCUGGACCUCAGCCAUCCUCCUCAGCACGCCGUACUUCAUCUACCGGCAGGUCUACGUGGGAAAGAAAAAUCUCAGUAAGUGUUCUGUGGACGUGAAGCUGGCGGCGGACGGCGACAACAUCACCAGGGCCGCCCUCUACUCCAUCCGCUUCCUGUGCGGCUUCAUGGUGCCUUUUAUGGUCAUUCUCAUCUGCUACAUCCUGGCCGGCCUCGGCAUCAGACGCACCCGCCUGGUAGGGAAGUCCCGCCCCCUUCGUAUAUUAGCGUCGCUGGUCGUUGCGUUCUUCCUGUGCUGGGCGCCGUACCACUGCCUCCUGCUGGUGAAGAUGGUGGACAACAAGAACCCGGUGGUGAAGAUCUGGCACCCUCUGGCGAAGGGCAUCGCCUACUUUAACAGCUGCGUGAACCCGCUGCUGUACUUCUGCAUGGGGCUGGAGGUGAGGGGGCGCCUCAGGCAGAGUCUGACGGGCGUCUACAGGAGGGCGUUAGCGGACGACGUGGACGGACGGACGACUCAGUCCAACGACCGCUCAUUGGACGACAGCUCCGGGUCGAAGCACAGUACUGUAGCGGUGGCAGGAAGGAGUCAGUCAGCAGUGAACGUAGCUAAAGUUUAACGUUCUCCUCCACUUAAAGGACUGUACAGGUUGUAACUGCUUGAAGUCCAGUCAGUUUCUGGGCGUUUUGUUUUUGCUGUGCUCAUUUUUCAUUCAUCAAGUUCUGCACAUGUAUGGAAACAGCACAACCAUGGCUAGAAGUAGAAAGUGAUAAUACCAUAAAACAGAAAAAAGGGUGCAACUUUUGGGCCAACAUCUGUCCACAGGUGACUUUACAUACUCUAGGGAUGUCCAACAUGUGGCCCGUGGGCCAAAAGCGGUCCUCCAGAGGGUCCAAUCCGGCCCUCAAAGUGGAAAAAUUAACUGCAGAUUGUAAAUUAGUAAAACUAUAAAUUUAAAGUAUUUUCUAGACCAUGACAAGUUGUUUGGAUCAUAAAGUAAAAUACUAGAUUGUUCAUUGUUCUGUUGUCAUUUUGUCUCAUUUUUGCAAUAUUUUGUCUUGUUUUUGUAGUUUUUUUUGUCUGAUUUUUGUCACUUGUCUCAUGUUUUUGUCAUUUUCUUUCUCAUUUGUCAUUUUUUGUCUAUUUUUUUUCCAUUUUUUGUGGCUUUGUAACUUUUUGUCGAAUAUUUUGUCUCUUUUUUGUUUUGUUUCAUGUCAUUUUGUGUCUCAUUUUUGUCUCAUUUUUUAUUUUGCCAUUUUAUCUCGUAAUUUUUUUGUCACUUUGUAGUUGUUUUGUUUCAAGUUGUUUUGAUCAUUAAGUAAAAUACUUGAUUGUUCACUGUUCUUUUGUCAUUUUGUCUCUCAUUUUUAAAUAUUUUGUCUAGUUUUUGUUGUUUUCGUUGUAUUUUUUGUCUGACUUGUCAUUUUUGUCAUGUUUUUGUUGUUUUGUUUUUUGUUUUUGUCGUUUUGUGUUUCCUUUUUGUCUCGCUUGUGUUUUUUGUCCUACUUUUGUCAUUUUGUGUUUUGCUUUAUUCAUUGUUUUGUGUAUUGUUUUUGUUGUUGUGUGUUUGUGUGAUUUGUGUAAUUUCUUGUCUUGUUUGUCCAAUUUUUUGUCGCUCUGUAACUUUUUUGUGAAUUUUGUUUUUUUGUGUUGUUUGUCUCAUUUUUUGCCAUCUUAUUUCUCUCUUGUCAUUAUAUAUCUCAUUUUUGUAAUAUUUUGUCUUGUUUUUGUUGGGUUUUUUUGUCUUAAAAGUAAAAUCCUCUCUGGUUCAGUUCCAGAUGACUAAAUGUUGUGUUCCUUUGUCGACACUCUGUGAUCUGGAAGUUGUAAUGUGGAAAUGAUAAACUGAGACUGAAUGUUGAUGAAACUGAAUUUAUUUUUCUGAACCAAUUUCCAUUUAUUCAUAAUGUUUUGUGAAAAGAUAGUUCCUAAAAUGGCAACAUUUUCAGAAUGUACUUUUUUGCACUAAAACAAAGGACCCAUUAGGAGUUGUGGUUAUUUAUAGGUUAUUAUGCUGUGGUUUUACUGGUCUGGUCCACUGGAGAUCAGACUGGGAUGAAUCUGGAACCUGAACUAAAAUUAAUUUGAAUCCCCUGAUCUAGAUAUUUCUCUGGUUACAUUUCUAAAUCCUUUCCAUAGUCUCCUCACCAAACAUGUGAGAUGAUCUAAAACCUGUUUGAGGAGGAAGUACCAGUGCUCAGUCUUUGUUCAGUUCUGUUAUGAUGAAUCAAUAAUGCAGCUGUGAGCAGUAGGGGCUGUUUUGAAACUCCCUUUUGCAACAUUUUGAUGCAAUAAACAACAACAAACUGUCAUCAUUAGUGUGAGAAACUGUGGCUUCUGGAGGAACUCACUUUGCUUCACUGUUUUGUGGUUAGAAAUGACAGGUAUGACUUUUACGAGGCUGUUCUAUUCAUCAUUAUUGAUUAUUAUUUUUAAGAAUAUUAGCAGUAAGAGCCCCAUGGAGGUGUGGAAGCACAUUAAGAGGGAGAGAAACGCUGUUUAUUUGAGUAAUAGUUGCAGAAUGAAGUUGAUGAUUUUGUGUGAAUUACUGAUGAAUCAAUCUCCUGCAUGAUUCAUAAAUCAAUAUCAGCUGAAUGUGCCAUUAUCCAUGGUGACGAGAUACAAAAAACAUAGAAAGUGAUGACAAAAGUGCUGUAGCAAUGUGUAAAUAUUUUAGAGACCUGCAAAAUUUCACGAAUCAGGUUUUCAGGGAGCUAAAGUCUUCAACCGACUCCCCUGAAAUCAGAUUUAUCCACUAAGGUAAUCAAUUCAAUGGUUUUACGCAGAAAAAUGACCAUAUUGAGUCACAGAGUUGUGAAAAUGUCUCUGCUUGCAGCAAACAAAACCAUUUUUUGGUCCAUAAUUAGUACAAAACUGGCAAUUACAUUAAAAAACCACCAAUGUGGUCUUUUAAGACGAUUCUCCUUUCAAUUUAAACUCUUCAUCUCAGACAGGAUUAAAUGGUUGUUUUAAGAGGACGGUGCUAAGUGUUGUUUUUAUUUAUUCAAAGUGCUUCUUCUAAACCAUUAGUUGUAGAUAUCUAAAUUCAUCUUCUGUUUUAUUUGUCCAAACUGCUGACCUUUCAGUGAGCAGACUGACUGGAUGGAGGUUCUAAAUGUGGAAAUAAAUGGAGCUCAGAUUCA
This is a messenger RNA of Amphiprion ocellaris (clown anemonefish), 3755 nucleotides long. RefSeq names its product C3a anaphylatoxin chemotactic receptor-like. NCBI's taxonomy places the organism in Eukaryota, Metazoa, Chordata, Actinopteri, Pomacentridae. Gene Ontology annotation, biological process: complement receptor mediated signaling pathway; positive regulation of cytosolic calcium ion concentration; phospholipase C-activating G protein-coupled receptor signaling pathway. The record is from RefSeq and is a predicted model, not a curated record. The coding region runs from base 158 to 1231 and encodes 357 amino acids. Gene Ontology annotation, molecular function: complement receptor activity; G protein-coupled receptor activity. Gene Ontology annotation, cellular component: plasma membrane. The transcript is spliced from 3 exons.